This is a messenger RNA of Daucus carota subsp. sativus, 1682 nucleotides long. RefSeq names its product protein REVEILLE 8. The coding region runs from base 197 to 1060 and encodes 287 amino acids. Gene Ontology annotation, molecular function: DNA binding. The record is from RefSeq and is a predicted model, not a curated record. Lineage: Eukaryota; Viridiplantae; Streptophyta; Magnoliopsida; Apiales; Apiaceae. The transcript is spliced from 9 exons.
CACGAGGAAAUGAAGCGAGCACCCUGGUCCACUAAUAUUUGGAAAUGCGAAUAAACCGGGGCUGGUCACUUACAAGUGGACGAUAAAUUGUGUGGUUACGAAUUAGAGGCCGCCACACUGACCAACGGCGGGAACGCCAACCACUAAUUCGAAUUCUCGCUCUUCUCCUGCUCAUACUGUACAAUCCAUUACUAUCAUGUCUUCAAACUCAGCAGCAGCAGCAGCAUCUCCAGCUGACGGGUCGAAUAAAAAGAUCCGAAAGCCCUACACCAUAACCAAGUCCAGAGAGAGCUGGACCGACGAAGAGCAUGACAAGUUCCUCGAAGCUCUUCAGCUGUUUGACCGUGAUUGGAAGAAAAUCGAAGAUUUUGUUGGUUCCAAGACCGUAAUUCAGAUCCGUAGUCAUGCCCAGAAAUACUUUUUGAAAGUCCAGAAGAAUGGAACGACUGCACAUGUGCCACCGCCUCGCCCCAAGCGCAAAGCUGCUCAUCCCUACCCACAAAAGGCACCUAAAAAUGAUUUGUCAGGUUUGCUGCCGCUGCAGGCAUCUAUGGGAUUUCCUUCUUCAUUGAAUUCUUUUGGACCUGGAUAUUCUCCGUGGGAUGAAUCUUCCAUGCUCAUAAACACACAAUCAAAUGGAAUUACUCCACAAGAUGAUUAUCAUCUUCAUGGAGCUGAAGCUGAUAUUGGAUCAGAGGAUACUUCCAAAAUGGGAGUCAGCUGUCUUAGUGGCAGAGCAAGCACAAGUCAAACUCUACCUAGUACCGAGUUGAUAGAGGAAGGGAAACAAAGUUCUGUCAGUCAUGGAAUACCAGAUUUUGCUGAAGUCUAUGGCUUCAUUGGGAGUGUCUUCGAUCCAGAUACCAGCGGUCAUGUGGAUAAACUAAAGGAAAUGGAUCCAAUAAACUUUGAGACAGUUUUGUUGUUAAUGAGAAAUCUUACAGUUAAUUUGUCUAGCCCUGACUUCGAGCCAAUGAGAGAAGUCCUGUCAUCGUACGAUGUCAAUGCCAAAACUGUAGGAGUUGCUGCUGGCAAUGUUUGUCAAGAACCAGAACAAUGACUCUUCCUAUUGUUUCGCAUGCCAUAUAUAUUGCUGUUUUCAUUAUAAAUGAGAAAUGGGCAUACACCAUUUCUCUGAUGCAACACCUGGAAGUCUAAGUUGAAGAACAGAGCGACAGGUCAUAGCCUAGAGCCCUGGAGCGGACACCUGGAUGAAUGGGAACACCAACCACCUGAUAUCCUAAUCUUUAAGCAUAGGUAUUUCCGAAGCCGUUGUACAGCAAUUUCUGGAUAUUAUAGUCUAGGUUUUCUAGCAUAUGAUGUCGAUAUUGUGCAGUUGUUGGGGAAUUAUUUCUAUUAGUUUGUGGUCAUUUAAAAUUUGUUUUGCACCAAGUAAUGCUGAGGCCGUGUAGCUCUAUGUGGUUUCCAGCAUGGACACUAAUGCAGCAUCUCAAGUAUAAGAGAUUAAGAUAAAUUGGUCUCAUGAGAUAAUAAGCUUAUCAUUCAUAAACUGUAAUGCUAUAAUUAAUCUCACCAGCAGGCAGACUCAUUCUGUAGAUGUACAUGUUUCGAUCUAUUUUCACGUUUUUGAAGUCUUUCAGGUGUGAAAACCAUGUACAAUCUCAUCCCCUAUCGUGUGUAAUUUUCUUAUUUACUUCUUACCAAACUUUUUUGCUGUAUUA